AUGACGCCCACAGCUUGGUUGCUUGGAAAGCUUAAAUCGGCCGUGAUUCUGACAUAUGGAUUGGGUGGACUGUUGUUUUAUGGCCUUGUUGCUGUGAAACUGGGGUAUUUCUUCAAGCAGACUACUGAAAAGGAGGAGUUGGAGUUGAAGAUCGCGCGCAACAAGUUCUGGGACUUGUCCAAGGAUUGGGCUGGUUUUUCGCAUCAUAUACUUAGCCUGAAGAACGGGUUCAAGUUUCACUACGUUUGCAACGACCAAGGAGCCUCGGUGGAUCAGGAUAAACCUGUGGUUGUCUUUAUCCAUGGGUUCCCCGAUAGCUGGGCCAUCUGGCGCAAUGUUCUGAGCUCUUCGUCUCUACAGCAGUCUGCGACGCUCGUUGCGGUUGAUAUGCCUGGUUAUGGUGGGACUGAUAGCUUGGCUGAUUACUCGCCUACUAAUGUGCUCGAGAGUCUGACGGAGUUCAUCCUUGCGAUCCGAGCCAAAUAUGGCGUGGAUACGGAGGCUGGUAUGCGCCAGAAGAAGCUGGUAGUUGUCGCGCAUGACUGGGGUUGUGUAGUUUCUAUGCGACUUGCGGCUGAAGCUCCUCAGUUGGCGGAUCGGUUUAUCUUGAGUAAUGGGCCGUUGCCUGCACUUGCCACGUCCAACAUUAGUCGUCUGCUGUCUGCAUCUGGUAAGAUGUUGAAGACGGCCUCGCGCUCGCCGAUCCAAUCGCGUUCGAUGAUUUACAAGGCCUUCGCCACCAUGAGCCCCGUUUAUCGGCAAUUUUUCAAGUCCAAGUACAUCUUUGCUAUGCAGCUGCCCAUGCCUUUCGUUCGGUUUUUUGGAAGGGGUGGAAAUUAUUCCUUCCUGAAGCUCAUCCACAGAGGCUCCUACGGAAAGCGGGAGUAUACGUCUCAGGAUGCUGCGGAGUGUUUUGCUAGCUCCUUGGGUCCGUCAGUUGCAGAAUCCAGGACUCAGACCGCUGAUGGCGAGCAAUAUCCCGAGUCAUUGAAGAAUGAGCGCGCACCGUCGAGCUUCCAGCACAUGGCCUGCUAUUACAGAGAUGGAACUGCUUAUGCGCGUUGGGACAAAUCUGUUGAGACGAUUACUGCCUUGCACAGCAUCGCGAGCGGUAGCGGUGCCCGUCGUGCCAGCAGCGGGGCUGGGCUGUUUGAUGAAGGACCCAAGGGGGCCCUGAAAGCUUGUGCGACCGUUAUUUGGGGCAAGGGAGACAUUGCCUUGGAGCCGCAGAUCUGCUUGGAUGGCCUCGCCGAUUACCUUGUCGCAGACAGUCAGUUGGUCGAGCUUCCACUCUCGGGCCACUUCACUCCGAUGGAACGGGAGAGCCAGGUUGCCUUGGAAAAGGCGGUUGAGUGGGCUGUCAAGGGCGAGAAGGAGGACAUCGGGGCGGUUAUGAAGGCUUGCUAUCCAACGGCUGUAGUGACUCUUCGGAAGUGA
This is a messenger RNA of Aspergillus vadensis CBS 113365, 1437 nucleotides long. Its product is annotated as alpha/beta fold hydrolase. The record is from RefSeq and is a predicted model, not a curated record. The transcript has 3 exons. NCBI's taxonomy places the organism in Eukaryota, Fungi, Ascomycota, Eurotiomycetes, Eurotiales, Aspergillaceae. Gene Ontology annotation, molecular function: hydrolase activity. Bases 1 to 1437 code for a protein of 478 amino acids.